Molecule: messenger RNA, 2060 nt
Organism: Epinephelus lanceolatus (giant grouper)
Lineage: Eukaryota; Metazoa; Chordata; Actinopteri; Perciformes; Serranidae
Biological process (GO): regulation of transcription by RNA polymerase II
Cellular component (GO): nucleus
Molecular function (GO): RNA polymerase II cis-regulatory region sequence-specific DNA binding; DNA-binding transcription activator activity, RNA polymerase II-specific
Source: RefSeq, a predicted model, not a curated record
CCGGAAGUAAACAAAGACGCUCUUGUGUUUGAAAAUCAGUUCAUCAGCGGCUCCUCUGUCUGGACUUUAAUUGUCUUUUUGAAAAGACCGGAAACAACGUUUUCGUUUUGUUUCACAACUUGAAAGCUUAAAUGCACGAGCGGAAGUUUAUUUAUGUGGAUACGAACCAGAUGUUGGUGUGCAGCAGCGGUGUAGCUCAGACGCUAGCCCCAUGAAAAGAUGAAAGGACAGUACGUGUUCUCUCUGUGAUCUGCGUCUGGUGUUGAUUCUCAGAGCGACUGCAGUGGACAUCAUGGCGUCGCCCAGCACGCUGUCUCUGCUCGGCUUCAAGCAGCUGUCUGUCUCUCUGGUGGACUGUUUGAAGACACCUGCUGGGAGGAUGGAGUCUACAGGCUUCUCCCCUGAGCUCUCAGUGCUCGCGUCGAGGCAGCCGUCUGUCUGCGUGGUGGACUGCAUGAAAACUCCAGGACUGAACCUGCAGCUCCUCCAUCCUGCAGAGGAGCAGCAGAGUCACAGCGGCAUCAGGGUGGAGUUCAAAGAGGAGGCCGGCGACUGCUUUGAGAAUCCACACUGGUAUGACACUGAUAUCGGAGCGGAGGUAGAUUUGUUUAAAGAAGAAGAAGAGUCCGAGUGUGACGACGACGACCCCAACUGGGAGGACGGCGGCGGCAGCUCUGGCGGGCUGAGGUGGUUCAUACGGGACGAGGACAGCGUCUCCACACUGGAGCAACAAGAGGCUGAAGAUGUAGCGUCUGAGGCCAGAGGUGGAGACAAAGCAGAGAAGAGCGAACCCCGACAUCACUGUGAGCGCUGUGGGAAAUCCUUCGCAAGGAGGAGCAACGUCACCCGACACCGGCAAUACCACUGCAGCACGACAACAGGCACCCUGAGCCAGCCGGAGUCCGAGCCAGCGGAGCAGGAGACGUUUUCCUGUGACACAUGCAGUCUGACCUUCCGGACUAAACGCCACUUAAGGCUGCAUGAACGCAUUCACACACAGGACAGUGAAAAUCACCAGGAUAAAGCAACAUCCCCACGAGAGAGGUGUCACACCUGCAAACAGUGCAAUAAGAGCUUCUACUUGCUGCACACACUCCAGCAGCACCUCCUCGUCCACACGGGGGAGAAACCCUUUGUAUGCGAGCAGUGUGGCAAAACCUGCGCCCGGAGGGGAGACCUCAAGACGCACAUGCUCAGUCACUCUGAGGAGAGACCGCACCGCUGCAGCCACUGUACGAAAAGCUUCAAGCAGCUGACCAAACUGAGGCAGCACGAGCGCGUUCACACGGGCGAGAAGCCGUUCCAGUGCAAGUUGUGUCUGAAGCGGUUCAGGGUCCAGGCCUUGCUGGCGGCGCACCAGUACACCCACACUGGAGAGAAACCCUACAAGUGCGACCUGUGCCCCAAAGCCUUCAGCGUCAGGAACAACCUGAAGAAGCACAAGAUGAUACACACCGGGGAGAAACCAUACUGCUGCUCGCACUGCGGCAAAGGCUGCCGGCUCCUGCAGCACCUCAUUAUCCACGAGCGCAGCCACACGGGCGAGAAACCCUACAAGUGCGACAAGUGCGACAAAGGCUACGCCCACCCGUCAGCGCUAAAGUUACACCUGUCCACUCAUGGGGAGAAACCGCUGCGCUGCUCCCUGUGUGGGCAGGAGUUCACAGACCUCUCAGAGCUGUCCAGUCACGAGUGCUGCGAGACAAUGGAGAAACCAUACCGCUGUUCCCAGUGUGGCAAGUGCUUCACGCAGGCUGUGCAGCUGAGGAAGCACCGCCUGAUCCACUCUGGGGAGAAACCCUUUGACUGUAAAGACUGUGGGAAGAAAUUCAACGACAAGAGCAACCUCACCAAACAAAUCCGUAUUCACACAGGAGAGAAACCGUUUGAGUGUGAACACUGUCAGAAAGGCUUCAGACUCCUGCAGCACCUCACCACCCACCGACUGACUCACACCAAGAAGCAGUAGAGACCGGGCUGUCGGUUUGAUCCUCGUGUCUCUGUGCCAAACUCUGACAAAAAAUAUCAUGUUUUAUGUUACAAUAAAGUCAUGAGCAAAA